Penicillium macrosclerotiorum is the source of this 1854-nucleotide messenger RNA. RefSeq lists its product as uncharacterized. The record is from RefSeq and is a predicted model, not a curated record. Lineage: Eukaryota; Fungi; Ascomycota; Eurotiomycetes; Eurotiales; Aspergillaceae. The annotation marks the transcript as partial. The transcript has 2 exons.
CUAGCUGGCACCCUUCCCAUACCGUCCACGAUCUUUCCUCGCUCCCUCGACCGGAUAGAUUGGAUGCAUCCUCAGCAGUGCAAUGGACGGUGUGGGCCAGUCAUGGGCCGUCCAGACGAUUCGACCAUGUCCCCGAUUGCUUCCCCUCUGAAAAUUGAGACCACUCGACGUUUGUCCAACCAGUCUUUGCCCGACCGAUCUCCCGACAGUCCCAGCCCAGCCAAACUCCGUCGACGAGCCUCACAAGGAUCUCUGCGAACCAAGCCUUCUCCUGUCUCCCGCUUUCUCUCCAAGGGCAGCGUGGCCGUCAACUUCCCGUCUUGGGAACUCCGCGGCUUCUCACCAGGCUCGCCGCUUCGGGUGGAGUCGCGCACCCGGUCUGCAGAUUCUCGUCUGCGCCUGUCGACGACCGUGUCUCGCGGGCCGAGACCGUUGACGGCCCAUUCGCAUUCUUCUUCGUCGCCGUGGAACUCCCCGCCAUCAUCCUUCCAGAGCGACUACCCAUCCACUCUGCCGCCGACCCCGCCGGAUGACGAUAACCACAUUGCGUGGAACCCGCAGUCUGAGAUGCUCUUGUUCGACUCACACUCACACCAGGAGCCUGGCUCCUCCGUCAUGAUGGAUGAGGGUCCGAGAAUGAAUACCUCGCCUGCGACCGGACCUUCCGACACCUUGAGCAGCCCAUCAGAUGGCCUCUCACAUGGAUCGUCCAGCUCAGAUGGUAGCCCAGGUCCCCAUGACGAGAUGGAUCUUCAACAAGACGUUGGAUCAUGGCUGGACCAUGGCAUCAACGUAACGGUAUCUUCACUCGGAAUGUCGAACCCGCGAGGAGACGCCGUCAAGAUUGUUUCGCAGACCCUUCCAUAUCCACGAACAUCUGAUCAAUCAAUUUCACUUCCACCAAAUGAUAGCGUCUUCUGCUCGAUUGUCCAGGCUGUGCACAACCACUUACAACCUGGUCAAUCGCCCUAUAUCAACGUCACCCAUGCGGUGCCGGAACAAUUCAGUCUCUCCAACCUUCCGCACUCUCCCCCUAGCACACCUCGCUCUCCAACCGCGGCGGAUGAUUAUUUCAACGCGACCGUCUUCUCCAGUGCUGCCGUGGUGGGAGCCUACCAUGAUUACCGGGGGCCGCUCCAACGGCAGCUUGCCCACGCUCCUAUGCCUAUCGUGCCACCUCACAGCGUUCACAUCUCGGUUCUUGAGCGGUAUCUCCCUCCCCCUUCAGCACAAGAAUACCGGGAUAUCUUCUGCCGCACCCGUCCAUCCUUCCUAGUUGACCGACUUUGUGAACUAUCCCCCGACGGAGGUUCCCUUCUUUUCAUCUAUCCGACCAAGAAGGGUGCAUCGACCUUCAAGUCCCAAUACCUUGGCCCCAUCCUUGAUCCUCUGCUGCGUCAGCUUGUGGUAGUUAAUGGCCUCUCUGCCGAUGUUGGCCGCUACCUUGGCAAACUCUCGACUGUCUCCCAAAUGGAUGACUUCGCCACCAUGAAGGCCAACAUUGUCGCUCUCUGCGAAACCCUGAGCUCUCCAUCGUCCCAAUUCCAAGUUGCCGAUGCCGGUAAAGCGAAUGCUCACCUGGAUCGGAACUUGUGGGUGGAAUGGUUCAUCCACCAGGAAAAGGCCCGGAUGAAGGAAGUCCUCAGUCUGUACUGGCAGAAUGGUCGCCGUCCGCCCGUCAACAAGGCCAUGUCAACUGGUGGGUCUGGUGGUCUUAUGACCGAUAAAGAAGUUACCUCCGCUAUGUUACUCAGCGAGAUAUUCGACGGUAUCCGCAAGCGCCCUUACGGUGAUGACAGCGAGCCGCGUGACGGUGUCGAGCUUGGCGUCUUCGUGAUCCGACGAACUCACUGA